Molecule: messenger RNA, 2398 nt
Organism: Eucalyptus grandis
Lineage: Eukaryota; Viridiplantae; Streptophyta; Magnoliopsida; Myrtales; Myrtaceae
Product: protein indeterminate-domain 12
Exons: 3
Coding region: 669-2126 (485 amino acids)
Cellular component (GO): nucleus
Molecular function (GO): DNA-binding transcription factor activity
Source: RefSeq, a predicted model, not a curated record
UGGGAAGUAGUAGCAGCAGCCGAGAGAGAGAGAGAGAGAGAGAGAGAGAGAGAUGUUUUUGAGGAAACGCACAUCACCAUCUUAAUACUGUGUCUGCUCUUUCCGUGUUUUGAUUCAUGCAUGGUGUGAGGGAGUGAUAGAGUGAGUUAAAGUUUGAUAGCUCUUGAUGGGUCUUCGGAGGGUUACGUAUGAGCUCCCAUCGUAGCUUCAGCCUUUGCUUAGAGACAAGCAAUCCAUGUGUGUUAGACAGUGACCUUGGAGAGUAGCCCAUCAUUGCCAUCUCUUCACGAGAGAGAGAGAGAGAGAGAGAGAGCUUUCAUUUUCAUUUUUGUUUUCUUCUGGUCUAAAUUCAUGUCUUUGUUUUAGCUACCCAAUGAGUGACGCCUUUCUGUUUCUCCUCUGUGGCCUAUAUAUUCCUGCACUAUUUGUCACCUCCCAUUGACUAAACUGCUCUUCAUCUCUAGCUUAGCCGACACUCCCCACUUCUCUCGAAUCUUUCAAAUAUGCAAAAUAUAGGACCCUCUUAAGUAUAUAAUGAGCCAAAGUUUGAAUUACACAAGAUAGAGAUAGAAAGAAAAGCAGAAGAAAGAGAGAUCAAGAUCAAAGAUUUCUUUGUUGAUAUUCCCCCUCCCCCCUUCUCUCGGAUCAGUCUUUGCCUUUAAAAGACCAUGUUUCCUGCAACCAUGUCGAAUUCCACUACUUUGUCUGAUGAAGCAAGUGUCUCUUCUGGUGCAAGAGUGUUGGAUUUUUGCAGCUUCAACCACAACACCGAUACUACCAACAAGAACAACCAAGAAAAUUCACUGCAACAACAGCCUCAACAACUGAUCACCACCGUUCACAACAACUCUCCACAGCAUCAGCAGCAGAAGAAGAUCAGGAAGAAGAGAAGCCUCCCCGGAAACCCAGACCCAGAUGCAGAAGUGAUUGCGCUGUCCCCAAAGACCCUCAUGGCCACGAACAGGUUCGUGUGCGAGAUCUGCAACAAGGGCUUCCAGAGGGACCAGAACCUGCAGCUCCACAGGAGAGGCCACAACCUCCCAUGGAAGUUGAAGCAGAGGAGUGGCAAAGACCAGGUGGUUAGGAAGAGGGCUUAUGUGUGCCCUGAGCCUACCUGUGUCCACCACCACCCUUCGAGGGCUCUCGGUGACCUCACAGGGAUCAAGAAGCACUACUGCAGGAAGCAUGGAGAGAAGAAGUGGAAGUGUGAGAAAUGCUCCAAGAUUUAUGCGGUCCAGUCUGAUUGGAAGGCUCACUCCAAGACCUGUGGAACCAGAGAGUAUCGAUGUGACUGUGGCACUCUCUUCUCCAGGAAGGACAGCUUUGUGACACACAGAGCAUUUUGUGAUGCACUAGCUGAGGAGAGUGCAAGGCUCUCGGCGAGUCAACUUACCACCGUUGACCCAAAUAUCCCUCUUCACCACCGCCACCUUCACCCACCGCCCACUCUCUUCCCUCUCCCCUCCUUCCUCUCCAACCCGCCACCGCAGCCAACAACCCACGUUUCGCUCGCCCCUAACUGGGAUCCACCCCAAAACCCUAGCUACCCUCCGCGGGUCCAUGUAAAACCUGAAACCCUCCGUUUCCAAGUCCCUCUGCUCUCCUCACAACCACAACUCAUCUUUCAAGAGCGGCCCAGCCACAAGGCCAUGAUCACCACACCCUUCCAAGCCCUCCACGGCACUGCUGCUGGCACAUCGCCGCACCUCUCCGCCACCGCGCUGCUCCAGAAGGCCACCACCAUGGGCUCGGUGGCCACUUCUGCCAUUGGCCACCAUCAUCAUCAUCACUCAGCUCGCUCGGCCAGCCACAUUGCAUCGCUCAGUGUGGGGGCUGACUAUGGCGCACCAAGUGUUCCCCCAGAGCUCGUCAAAGAGCUGGCAGCAUCACCACUGGAGAGCCUUGGGGCUUGGCGGAAGAGCGACGGGUUGACCAGGGACUUCCUGGGGCUGACCGGAGAGGUCAACGCCGGGAGCGGGAGGGUCAACGUGGGGGACUUGCUAGGGUUCACUAAGGGGAUGGAGCUUCAACAGGCGUACAAGCGCGAGCAAUCUGCGUUGAAGAUUAGUGACGGUUUUGGCUUUGCGGAUCAGAACAAUGCAAGCUGCUUCUCAGACUUGGAGUGAUUGUUGAAUUCGAAAUAUGGCAUGACCAAAAACAGUAGUAAUCUUCAGUGGGUUUUUAGUGUUUUUUAACUUUACGGUGAAUCUUUAAGGCGUGGUGGGUGGUUUGACAGCCAUCUAAUGUCAUUGGGAAAAUACUAAAUGAAAAGACACAGAGGAAGAAAAAAAAAAUUAGGGUUUUUUCCCUCGUCAAGUAGGCAUUAUCUUGUUGGAGUUAAUUAUUUCUUGGGGAAUUUUCAUAUUCUUUUAGAUGCAUAAUUUUGUUACUUGUGGAA